Molecule: messenger RNA, 1971 nt
Organism: Cornus florida
Lineage: Eukaryota; Viridiplantae; Streptophyta; Magnoliopsida; Cornales; Cornaceae
Exons: 11
Coding region: 156-1790 (544 amino acids)
Source: RefSeq, a predicted model, not a curated record
GAGUAACAGGUAUAGAUAACGAUCAUGAUCAAUUGGUUCGUCCAGAUCGGUUUCAUUUGCUCCAUUCCCAUUCGAUAUUUCAGUAUCCCUUUUCUUGUUGGACUUCUAUUCUGCAAUUUCUAUUUGGUCUCUGCAAUCUGGGCGUUUGUUUAGACAUGGAAGGAUUAAUGGCAAACUUGUACAUGAAUGAUGAAAUUUCUGUUGUCAAUUCAACAGUCUGCUGUGAUUCUGUGAGGGAUGGAAGUAUUCUUUCUAAAUAUCAUGCUUUUUGCUCAUCAGUGGAUGACAUUUUUACCCGUCUCUUGACAUUGACUUCUUAUAUAAGCCAUCGAUUCAUCCACUUCAUUGAGGAUCUUGUCUAUAAAGAUGCCAAUAGUUGCUUUGAAGAAGUGGCCGUUUCCUCUGGACAUUAUCCGAGAUCUUCAAGUUGCAGCAAUUGUAGAUUUGUCUCUGAUGGUUGUUCGUCUUCUUCGGGUCCUUAUAAUAGCCAUGGACUCCCUGAAAGAAGAGCAUCAGGUCUUAAGAAAAAAUUACCUGCAAAUUCAAGAUAUGAAAUUGUAGAAAAGAAUUACAGAUACCGGGGUGUUUCCUUCAUUUUUAAAGGGUUGAUGCUCCCAUUAUUUGGUCUUAGACUUGCUUGGAGGCUGGGAUUGGCUUCUUGGAGAUUCUCAUUCUGCUAUGUAAGAUAUGCACAAGUCCAAGUUCGUAGUGUUAUAUCCCGAGUGCAGAAAACUUUGAAUGGGUCUUCUAAUGAUAUUGGAUGGCUGCAACAUACUCCAGGAAUGGCUCCCGUGGAGGAUGGUUCAGCUCGAUUUCUGGAUCUGCUACAAGGCAUAAGGAAUGGAGAGCACACACUCCCCAAUUCAUUUGUCUAUCUUCUCAUUCCAGGUCUAUUUAGCAAUCAUGGGCCCUUGUAUUUCGUGAGCACUAAGAGAUUUUUCUCAAAAAUGGGUCUAGCUUGCCAUAUUGCAAAAAUCCACAGCGAGGCAUCUGUGGAGCACAAUGCGUUGGAACUGAAGCAUUACAUCGAGGAGCUAUUUUGGGGAUCUGGCAAACGUGUGAUGCUGCUAGGGCACAGCAAGGGUGGGGUGGAUGCUGCUGCUGCGUUGUCAAUUUAUUGGUGUGACUUGAAAGACAAAGUUGCUGGACUGGCACUGGUGCAGAGCCCAUAUGGUGGCACACCUUUAGCUUCUGAUAUUCUUCGUGAAGGGCAGAUUGCUGACAAGGAAACCCGGAGAAUCAUGGAACUGUUGAUAUGCAGGCUAAUUAAGGGUGAUAUACGAGCAUUGGAAGAUCUCACAUAUGAGAAACGGAAGGAAUUCAUAAUGAAGCACAGGCUCCCCCAGGACAUUCCCAUUAUCUCAUUCCACUCUGAAGCGAGUGUGGCACCAGGUGUCCUUGCCACAAUGUCCCAUAUAGCACAUGCAGAACUUCCCUGGCUCCCCUUUCCCAGAUUUGGUGGUGACGAGUCCGAAGAAGCCGUCCAGGCAGGGCGUAAGGUGCCUGUGGUAAUUCCUGUUUCUGCAGUCAUGGCUGUGUGCGCACUCCACCUGCAAUUAAGGUAUGGUGAGAAGAGUGAUGGACUGGUGACAUGUCGCGAUGCUGAAGUGCCCGGCUCAGUCAUCGUGAGACCGGAUGCAAAACUCGACCAUUCUUGGAUGGUUUACUCCUCAUGGAAGAAGGAUCCCAGUCAACCUGAUGCCUGUGAAAUGUGUGAGGCUUUAUUGACUCUGCUUGUGGAGCUUGGGAAUGUGAAGCAAGAAGAAAGGGACAGGGUGGGGUCAUGGUAACAUUUUCCAAAAAUGUUCUGUUAAAUUCUGUUUUGCAAACCACUAUUGAGAAAAAAAUGAAUUGGCAACUAAUUGUUGCUACAUGUAUUUGUCAUUCCAUGUAUUUGUUGCAUUGGAUUGUCACAGUUUAUAAAAUAUUUUUAUCUAAUGAUUAAAUGGGUAUUUCUCUAUUCAUUCAAAA